Messenger RNA from Galleria mellonella (greater wax moth), 3259 nucleotides. RefSeq lists its product as uncharacterized. The record is from RefSeq and is a predicted model, not a curated record. The transcript is spliced from 7 exons. Bases 666 to 3059 code for a protein of 797 amino acids. NCBI's taxonomy places the organism in Eukaryota, Metazoa, Arthropoda, Insecta, Lepidoptera, Pyralidae.
CUAGUUAGCAGUAUUAAAUGCCUAGAUAAUUAAGCUUGUAAUAUUAUACACACACAUCGGAGAUUUCGUACAGAAAUGCUAUGUAAUCCAUGAUUGUCACAACUACAGUAACAAGUAAUAUCAGUAUAUGUGACAAUGUGUGCGUAUUUACUUAUCUAGUUAGGGUUAGCACAGUAAAAAAUAUGCGUUUCGAUAUAUUUUAUUCGUGCCAAAAAAAAAAAAACAAAAUUUAUAACUAUUGUAUUAUAAUACCCAUGACUAGGUAAAAACUUACGACACAUAACAGGUACUUUACAAAGAGUAAGUAAUCAAUCAAUACCAUUUGUAUAUUUAAGAUUAUUAUUCAGGGAGUGCCUGGGAUGCAAGGUACCAGACAAUUCUGAAAUGGGCACGGUCAAUCGACCUCAUUCUAAAUACGCCUAUAACCACUUUACAUACUAUUCGUAAAGACAUUUUUACUGCUCCGUUUCUUCUCAGCGAAUUUAUUCUACAAUGUGAAAUAAAGUGAAAAAUACCGUACGAUGAAUAUCCGUAGAGUGGACGAUUCAUAAGUUUAUAGGCCACACACUGGCCACAUAAAAUUUUAUUUAACAAAACGUCAUUAUAUAAUUAUUUAAAAGCUUAUGUACUUGUCAGUGAUAUUUAAAAAUAUGAAAACCUAAAAAAUGAACAUGAGCUCUCAUAUUUCACUAAUAGAUUUGUCUAAACAAUUCCCUUUUGAAAUUGAUAACCGAAUAAAGGACGAAAUAUGUUUCGGCGAAACAUUAAUUAUAAGUUGCGGUCACCACGAUGGCGAUAUUGCUGAAGAGUUAUCAGAUACUGAGUGGUCGUGUGAAGAUAGUACAGAAAGUGAAAUUUUACCAGAACAAAAAGGUGAUACAAUAUUUGAAAUUAAAGAUCGAGUGGAAGAGGAAACUACUGAUGAUGUAGUUGUUGAAGAAGAGAAUGAUUUCUAUUAUUACUUUUUCCCCGAUUGUAGUAAACCUCUGUCCCCCAAGGAUAGUAAGGCAAGUAUAGUUAUUAUGAAUGGGUUACCGCAAAUAAACCCUGCCAUGAAAGGGCAAAUUUACUGCACUUGUAAAAUUGAUAAAAAAGGGAAAUGCGAAUGUCAUGAUAAAUUACCUUGUGAAUGUGAACCUAAAUCUAUAGAGGAACGUGUUUGCUUAAAUUUGGAUAAUAUAUGCAUAUGCCACGAUGGAAAACCGCAAACAAAAUGUACAUGUAAAGGCAGUGACGUUUGUGUAUGCCAUUCUGACGGACAUUAUCAACCAAUACGUGUUUGCGGUAAUAUCGAUAAACCAUGUGUAUGUUAUCCAGAUAAGUUUCCUAGUCUUGUUUGUACAUGUAAACAUAAACCCAAAUUUAUAGAAGAUAUUAAAUUCAUUAGUAGCGAGGGAGAAAACAAUGAAUUGGAGAUACAAACCAAAGUAAAAGAUGCAAUAAAUAUUAAUGAUAAUACCAAACAGAGGCCUUGCGAUUGCCAGAAACCAGAGCCGAAACCUUUUUGUGUAUGCUUAAAAACAAAAGAUUGUAUAUGUCAAGAAAAUUCUUGCAUAUGCGAUGUAUGGAAGACUAGCGUUUGUGAACCUGUGCAGAACCAAGAAUCAAUUUGUAAAUCUGAUGAUUCUAAAUCAAUUUUUGACUGUCCUGUUUUACCUGAAUGUACUUGCGAUGUUAAUUCUCUGGGAUGUAAAUGUUUUCCAAAACCAUUAUGCACAUGUGGUGAUCCAGAGAAAUGUAAAUGUUUUACUGUUUGUGAAUGUACGGCUCCUUGUAUAUGUAACAAAAAUAAAAGCGAUACAGAAUGUAUUUGUUUAAACGAAUCGAAACAUCAUGAUGAUAUUGUUUGCACUUGUCCACAUAAAAAAGAUGAAGCCAACAAAUUAAAAAGAGUUCGUGCGGGGAAACAUGGUUAUAGGUGGUGCCAUGAUGUUGACCCACGACAUACUUAUUUUGAUUAUGGAUAUGGAAGACAUGAUAAAAUUUCUUAUAAAGUCCAAGAGCGUGAUAAAUUAAAAAUAUUAGGUCUAUAUGAAGAAAAUAAAGAAGAAGUGUGUGCGGUUCAUGAAAUACGGGCUCCACAAUAUAAAAAGAAAGUUAGAAAACCAUCUGUUGAUUGUUGCAGUGCUGUUGGAGGUAUAAGCAUUUCUGUGGAAGUACUUGGUGAAGAUAAAGAUAAGUUCUUGGUCCAAGUAGUAUCUCAUUCGUCAAAGGAAGGAGCGAAAACAGGAUCAAAGCUUGUUAGCAUCGUAGACUGCAAUCUUCAUACGAUGGAGGAAAACAGAACUGAGCAUAUUACAAAAAAGAACGUAACCAAGGAGCGUCGAAAUUAUAUGGCAAUCUGUGAGAGUGGUUAUUAUAACAAAGUAACUCGUAUUUGUGGGGAGCGCCAUAUUGUUAAGCGCUUUUAUCAUACUUUUGAAGAGGCUCAUGAUUUCUUAUUGGAAGGUGCUAAUGUCGUAAUUUUAAGGUACUUGGGUCUUCGGCGCUAUAAGGGAAAUAUUAAAACCAAAACUGUUUUGAUGGAUGGGACUAUAUGCGAGAGUAUUUAUGUUUCUCAAGGAGUCAGUCAAGCUAUUGUUAAUAGUAAGGCCCUAUUCGUUGUUAAGGUGGAACGUCACAUCAUAGAGCCUUCUGGUUAUGUUCACCAAACUUUGACUGUUCUUACGCUUAGAGGUUAUGUUGUUAGUCAUGAGUGGGCUGACAACAGUUACAUAUUGCACCUGAAUCCGCUUUUGCGUGUUGUCCCCGAAAAAGAUGAAAUAGAAUCACAUGCACCAUCACGAGAGAACUGGCGUCAAGAUCUUCAAUUACUGUCAGAUUAUUUGGACUUCAAGAGCACCCGGUCAUCAGAGGGCGCUCGGUAUGUGACUGAAAGCGGCGCCCUGACGGGGACCGUCCGUGAUUACCUUCAGGCUCUGUUGUUGUUGAAACCACAUGACGUUCUUCACUUCACCAGGCAUUAUUUUAGUGGAGUACUAUCAGCGCUGGACUUACCUCACAAUGAAUAUUUUGAUCCUGCGUCGAAGCAUGUUAGAUAUUACUUUUUCGAAGAAUAACUUAAAAAAAAUUGUACUAUAAUAUUUUUUAGAUACUAUCAUCCAUUUCUUUUACAUAUAUUAAUUCAACAAUUAUUUAGACAUUCAAGCUUUUAAAAAAUCUAUAGAUAUACUUAUAUUAUAUGUACUACUUUAAAUUUACAUUUAUACAUAAAUUGAUAUUGUUUAUUUUCUGUUUAUUAUUUUCUAAAUAAAUACAU